Molecule: messenger RNA, 1757 nt
Organism: Schizosaccharomyces octosporus yFS286
Lineage: Eukaryota; Fungi; Ascomycota; Schizosaccharomycetes; Schizosaccharomycetales; Schizosaccharomycetaceae
Product: Bin3 family protein
Exons: 2
Coding region: 306-1094 (262 amino acids)
Biological process (GO): snRNA modification
Molecular function (GO): O-methyltransferase activity; RNA methyltransferase activity; snRNA binding
Source: RefSeq, a predicted model, not a curated record
CUCUGAAUUAAUAUGAACUGUGAAGAAGCAGCUUUAUGAAUUUCUUUACAUUUUCAUAUUCCAAGUAGAAUAUCAAUAUGCAAAUAGAAUAGUAUAUAUAUGCGAUAAAAGAUUUUCACCUUGCCUUGCUUGAGCUACCCAUCUAACUAAAAGAUGAAGAUACCCCCAUAUACAGGUGUCUCAAAAUAUGCUAUUAAUCAGGUAAUAAGAUUCAUCCAAAAGUAAGAAUACCCUUACAAGAAUAAAAUCAGCACGCACUCUCACAUUGAAAUCACGCAUCCAGUUUUUAAUUAACGAUUCUCUUCAUGUUUACUGAACGCUAUGGAAAUUAUCAAAAUUAUUACUCUAUGCGAGGUGAUGGAUCCAUAUUAGAUUCUCGUCUUGAAGCUUUACCAAAAGAUUUAUUUGAAAACACUUCUGUUUUAGAUGUUGGUUGUAAUAACGGCACGAUUACUACUCAGGUCGCGUCUUUAUUUAGCGUCAAGUACGCUUUAGGAAUUGACAUAGACUCAAUUUUAAUUAAGAAAGCAGAGAAACACCUAGAGUUUGUUGCUUCCAGGAUCGGUCCUUCGAAUGAUGACUGUCCGAUGAUUUCAAGAUACAAUUUUUACCCAAUAUCUAGUAUAAAGAAAUUUUCAAGGAUUCAAACAAAGUUUCAAGAACCGUUGAAUGAAGAAGGGUUUCCUCAUAACGUGCAGUUUCAAGCUGUGGAUAUCCAAAAAUGGUAUCCCAAAAAGCGCUUUCAAACGAUUUUGGCCCUUUCCGUUACCAAGUGGAUUCAUUUAAAUGGACUAGACGAAGGCCUUUUAAAUUUUUUUAAGAAUAUGCAUGCGGCACUGGAAACGGACGGUGCGCUAAUCAUAGAGCCUCAGUCAUGGGAUUCGUAUCUUAAAGCAGCUAAAAAGAAUAUUAUUUUUGAGAGAUCACUGUCAAAAAUUCGCAUACGCCCUGAAAACUUCCCUGAAAUUUUAGAGCAAACCGGAUUUCAUCUUCAGAAUGUUAUAAGUUCGGAAGACGCAAAACCGAAAAACGUUGAGCGAAAAGGGUAUUUGAAAAGAGAUUUAUUUUUAUAUAGGAAAAAAAGAAAUUCUUAGGUGAAAUUGUAAUAGUUGCUCAUGGAGAAUCGUUUGGGAAUAUUCGUAGCAUCAAGACAUGACUAAACUUCUAUUACGUUUUCUAUUUAUUUCUAGUAUUUAUUGAGUUCAAAACUUAAAAGAAAUAAGGCGUAACUUAGAUUUGCCCUUUAAUAUCAACGACUGCAUGCUUUUUCUUGACGGCAUCAAACUUGUCAAUGCUUUCUUUCAUUAACACACGUUCUGGGUCAUUUGGGUCAAACACAGACUGACAUUCGAGAAGAAAGUUUCUACAUUCAUCCAUGUCUUCAAAAGCUAGCGUAUUGGCAAUAAAUUCAACAGAAACGGAGGGGCGGUAAGCCUUUGAAAUGGUGUACAUGGCAUUGACCCGUUCUCUUUCGACAAAAAGAUCCAUCAAAUAACCCCCCAUGUUGGGAGCAGUUAGAUAUAAUUGAAAGAACCUGUAAUAAUCAGAAGUAGCGAUUGCUGAUCUGACUUCUAGAGCGUGCUGAACAGCAGGAUUCUUUUUUUCUUCAUCUUCCAAAUUUGCCAAAAGACUAUUCAUUUCUAUAGUGCGUAAGAAAAAGAAGUAAAAUAAACCACUUACCUGAUCUGUUUCUCGUAUAAAGUAUGUAAAGAAUUCUGUACGCUAAGAAUUCUUUGACUUUUCCAGGGAUGUCAAAU